GGAGGGAGUGAGAGAGGGGAAGGAGUUAGCUCGCUUGCUCGGGAGGUUAACUGACGCUCGGGGGAACUUGGUGGCUUUCGGGCGGCAGUUGAUUUCACUGUAAGCUUGUCAUCUGUUAUAUCUACUAUGGAGGUCCCACCUGAUAAUGACUGGAGGAGUCCAGGAUUUCGGCAGAAAGUAGUGGCACAAAUAGAGGAAGCCAUGAGAAAGGCAGGGACAGCACAUACAAAAUCCAGCAGUGACAUGGAGAAUCACGUGUUUGUCAAAGCUAAAACAAGAGAGGAGUACCUAUCACUGGUUGCAAGGCUGAUCAUUCAUUUCAGAGAUAUCCAUAAAAAGGCACAAGGUGGACCAGAUCCAAUGAAUGCUCUGCAGACUCUAACAGGUGUUGGCGGAGGUGGUCCUGGUACUAUCGGCAUGGGGCCUCGUCCUGGAGCUCCAAUGGGUGGAAUGGCGGCCAUGGGACAAAUGCAGAUGGGCCAGCAUGCCAUGCAGGGAGUUGGAGGAAAUCAACAAGCUGGGGCACCAGGGCAGAUGCAGAUGCAAAUGGCACCGCAGCAACAACAGUCUAUGCAGUUUCAGCCAUUUCAGGCGCAGCAGCAGACAGCCAUGCAGGCGCAGCAGCAAACAUCCUUACAGCAGCAAUUUCAGGCCCAGCAGCUGAAGCUCCAGCUGCAACAACAGCAGCAACAACAGCAACAGCAGCAACAGCAUCAUCAGAAUCAACCACUGCAACACCAGAACCAGCAACAGGCACAGGUGCAACAACAGCAACAACAGCAACAGAACCAGUUGCACCAGUCUAGACUUCAGCAGCAGCAGCAGCAGCAGUUAGCCCAAAUGCAGAUUCAACAAGCUCAAGCCCAUGUACAAGCCCAGGCUCAGACCAUUCAGCAUUUGCAGCAGCAACAGCUACAGCAAGCGCAGGCCCAGCCAGGUCAGAUGACACACCACUCCCAGCCACCUCAGAUCCUUGUGCCCCAGUCUCUGGCUGGACAGAUGCCCCCUGGACAGCAUCAGGCAAUAAGUUCACUCAGCCAACAGCAACAGCAGCAUCAGCAACAGAUGAAGAUGCCACAGGCAUUUCAGCAGGCUAGAAUGCAGCAGCAGCAACCCCAGCAAACCCAGCAAGCAGCAGCUCAGGCCCAGCUUGCAGCAGUGUCCGGCGCGAUGAUGCCCCGUGUGAUGCAAAUUCAACCCCGGUUGCCCCGCGCCACCCCGAACUCUGCCAUUCCUCCAAACCCUGCUGCCAUGGGAGGACAGCAAAUGCCACAGAGUCAGCCUAUAUCUUCACCUUCCCCAGUUCAAGUACCGACACCCCAGCCCCCUAUGCCUCCUCCUCCUCAGCCUCAGCCCUCUCCUCAGCCCCCGUCUUCACAGCCUAACUCUGUCAGCUCUGGUCCAACCCCUUCCCCAGGAGGUUUCCAACCCAGUCCCUCUCCGCAGCCUUCCCAUAGCCCAGCAGCUGCACGCACCCCCCAGAGCUACCCCAUCCAGGUGUCAUCUCCGGGAUCUCUUAACACCCCAGGCAACCCCAGCUCUGUGAUGAGUCCAGCAGGUGCUCCACAGUCAGAGGACCAGCUGUACAUGGACAAACUCAAACAGCUCUCCAAAUACAUAGAACCACUGCGCAGGAUGAUUAAUAAGAUUGACAAAAAUGAAGACAGGAAGAAGGAUCUGAGUAAGAUGAAAAGUCUGCUGAAUAUUCUCACUGAUCCCAACACAAGAUGCCCUCUAAAAACACUGCAGAAGUGUGAAAUAGCCUUGGAGAAACUCAAGAAUGACAUGGCAGUGCCCACUCCACCUCCUCCAACAGUGCCCAGCACCAAAAAGCAGUAUUUGUGCCAACCCUUACUGGACGCUGUCUUGGCAAACAUUCGCUCGCCAGUUUUCAACCAUUCCCUUUAUCGAACAUUUGCUCCUGCUAUGACAGCCAUACACGGACCGCCAAUCACUGGGCCUGUAAUUCCUGCUCGUAAGAGAAAGUAUGAAGAUGAUGAUCGUCAGACCAUUCCAAACAUACUGCAAGGGGAAGUAGCUCGUCUCAGUUCUAAAUUUCUGGUUAACCUGGACCCAUCCUUCUGCAGCAAUAAUGGGACAGUGCACCUAAUCUGCAAACUGGAUGACAAGAAUCUUCCCAGUGUUCCUCCUCUCCAACUGAGCAUUCCUGCAGACUAUCCUGACCAGAGCCCUCAGUGGGAUGAUGACAGUCAUCAGUAUGAGGCUAACCCGUUCUUGCAGACCGUACAUAAGAACAUGACCUCAAAACUCCUUCAGCUUCCUGACAAGCACUCGGUGACAGCCCUGCUAAAUACUUGGGCACAAAGUGUGAGACAGGCUUGCCUCUCUGCAGCUUAGUUUUGGCAUGUUCCCAACAAUAACUUGCUCCAACAAUAUAACUCAUUAUAGUCACACCUUUCCUAUCUAGUCGUGCCCUUGCUGCUACUGUAAAAAUGGUGAGGGCAAUUAGUUAUUAGGAGUCAUUUUUUGCAGUUGAGUCAGUAGCACCUCCUAAAUGCCAGAAAUGAAAACUCUACUUUUGAAAUUUGUGCAUGAAUGUUUUUUUUUAUUUACACAAAUAAAUAUUCUUUGCUUCAUUAAAGUA
Molecule: messenger RNA, 2605 nt
Organism: Pygocentrus nattereri (red-bellied piranha)
Lineage: Eukaryota; Metazoa; Chordata; Actinopteri; Characiformes; Serrasalmidae
Gene: med15
Product: mediator complex subunit 15
Exons: 18
Coding region: 127-2358 (743 amino acids)
Biological process (GO): regulation of DNA-templated transcription
Molecular function (GO): transcription coregulator activity
Source: RefSeq, a predicted model, not a curated record